AUGACCACCGAGAGCGGCCAGCAGCGGCUGGAGCCCCCCGUCCCUCUCCGCUCCUGCAGCCCGGCUCCCGGAGCUCUCCAGAUGAGCCGGCCGCCCUCCUCCGCCCUGGAGACCUCCACCUCCUCUUCCUCCACCUCCACCUCCUCCUCCUCCUCCUCGGCGGCGGCGGCGUCCUCCAAGAGCAAGAAGGCCAGCUCGGGGCUGCGGAGGCCCGAGAAGCCCCCCUACUCCUACAUCGCCCUCAUCGUUAUGGCCAUCCAGAGCUCGCCCUCCAAGCGCCUGACCCUCAGCGAGAUCUACCAGUUCCUGCAGGCCCGCUUCCCCUUCUUCCGCGGCUCUUACCAGGGCUGGAAGAACUCCGUGCGCCACAACCUCUCCCUCAACGAGUGCUUCAUCAAGCUGCCCAAGGGCCUGGGCCGCCCGGGCAAGGGCCACUACUGGACUAUCGACCCGGCCAGCGAGUUCAUGUUCGAGGAGGGCUCCUUCCGACGGCGGCCCCGCGGCUUCAGGAGGAAAUGCCAGGCACUGAAGCCCAUGUACCGCAUGAUGAACGGGCUGGGAUUCGGCGCCUCCAUCCUCCCGCAGGGCUUCGACUUCCAGGCGCCCCCCGCCUCCCUCGCCUGCCAUUCCAACGGCUACAACCUCGACAUGAUGCCCAACGCCAUGGCCAGCGGCUACGAGGGACUCAGCGGCGGCCACCACGUCCCGCACAUGUCGCCUAACCCCGGCUCGACCUACAUGGCCAGCUGCCCGGUGACUGCCAACGGGGACUACGGCCCCGACAGCAGCAGCAGCCCCGUGCCCUCCUCGCCGGCCAUGGCGAGCGCCAUCGAGUGCCACUCGCCCUACACGAGCCCUUCGGCUCACUGGACAGCCUCGGGGGCCUCGCCCUACAUAAAGCAGCAGGGCCUCCCCGCCGCGAACGCCGCCUCCUCCAGCAUCCACUCGAGCGUGCCCUCCUACUCCCUGGAGCAGGGCUACCUGCACCAGAGCCCCCGCGACGACCUCUCAGUGGGAUUGCCUCGCUACCAGCAUCACCCCUCCCCGGUGUGUGACAGGAAAGAUUUUGUCCUCAAUUUUAAUGGCAUUUCGUCGUUUCACCCGUCCGCUAGUGGAUCUUACUAUCACCAUCACCACCAUCAAAGCGUCUGUCAAGACAUCAAGCCCUGCGUGAUGUGAAGGCAGCGCCCCAACAGAGACAAUCAGGUGGCAUGGAACAGAGCCGAGGUAUAGACGGACCCACGCAGAUUAAAUAUAAUGUGCACUCUGAUAGCAUUGAUAGUACACGAGUCACUUAGCAAAAUUACCUAAGGAAGCAGUGUUGUCAGUCCCUCCAUCCCUUGAAGGACACGUACAGCCGAUAUAAUGCUCCAAAGCUCUUCCUAAAAGAAAAAUGCCUAGUGGGAUGUGUUGGGUUAGGUGAGAUGUAAGUGUCCUUAUGCCAAGUCUGACCACCUUAAUCAUAAACCGGCUUUCUGUGAUCUCCUAAAGAAUCGAGCUUUGGGAAAGGGAACAAUUCGAUGUAUUUUUAUACGAGAAAGUGUCUUUGAAUAGGAAAAAUAAAUCUCCCAGCUCAGCACCUGUGAGGACUCCCCCUUCCGUUGCUGCGUUAGCGGGAAAUUUACUUCUUUAUUUUUUUCUCUCCCCGAGACCCACCAAGGACACUUUGUAUGGACUUCAGCACCGACCGAUUGAUAUUAUUAAAACAGUAUUGUUUAGCCUUUUCGUGUAUAGACUUUAAGAAAAGUUCCAUUUUCCCCAGUAUUGCAGCAAUACAACGUUUUGUUUUUUAUUUUUGCAAAAGUUGUUUUCUACCACAAUAUUUUUUAAAAAUUUAUUUUAAAUAAAUCUCGUGUAUACUCACACAC
Falco peregrinus (peregrine falcon) is the source of this 1868-nucleotide messenger RNA. It is a transcript of the gene FOXF2, whose product is annotated as forkhead box F2. Gene Ontology annotation, molecular function: RNA polymerase II cis-regulatory region sequence-specific DNA binding; DNA-binding transcription factor activity, RNA polymerase II-specific. NCBI's taxonomy places the organism in Eukaryota, Metazoa, Chordata, Aves, Falconiformes, Falconidae. Gene Ontology annotation, biological process: regulation of transcription by RNA polymerase II; animal organ morphogenesis. Gene Ontology annotation, cellular component: nucleus. The record is from RefSeq and is a predicted model, not a curated record.